AUGGUUGAGGAGGAAGCCAAGAGCUUACCUAUGGAGCUGAGUGAGAAGGGGGGUGUGGAGAACAACGGGUUCGUUCAAAAUGAGGCUGUUGAUGACAACGGGACCAACUCCAGUACCCAAGAAGAAGUGACAAAAGCAUGUGCUGUUGAUGUGGAUGCAGCAGCGACAGAGGAGCCGGUGCUGAAGCCCUAUGCAGGGAUGCCAAAGGAAGUGUUGCUCAAGUUCUCCAGUCAACCCCAGUACAGAGUCACCAGGGAGAUUCUCUUCUGGCUCAUAAUUGCCAUUGCUGUCCUGCUUGUAUGUGCCACGAUUGUCAUUAUUGCUCUCUCUCCAAAGUGCCUUGACUGGUGGCAGGCUGGUCCUAUUUACCAGAUCUAUCCUCGUUCCUUCAAGGACAGCGACAUGGAUGGGAAUGGGGAUCUGAAAGGUAUCCAGGAAAAACUGGAUCAUAUUACGUACUUGAAUGUAAAAACUAUCUGGAUCACCUCUUUCUAUAAGUCCCCAUUAAAAGACCUUGGGUAUGGUGCCGAAGACUUCUAUGAUGUUGAUCCCAUGUUUGGAUCAAUGAGUGAUUUUGAGAACCUGCUUGCAGCCAUCCAUGACAGAGGGAUAAAAGUGAUAAUGGAUUUAAUACCGAACCACACCAGCAACAAACACCAGUGGUUCCAGCUGAGCCGCAAUCGCACUGGCAAGUACACGGACUACUACAUCUGGCAGGACUGCGGCCAGGCUGCGGGGUCUGUCACUCCUCCAAACAACUGGGUGAGUGUCUAUGGGGAUUCCAGCUGGCAGUUUGACGAUGUGAGGAAGCAGUGUUAUUUUCACCAGUUUGGGAAAGAACAGCCGGACUUAAACUUCCACAACCUCGCUGUCCAACAAGAAAUCCAUGACAUCAUCAAAUUUUGGCUUGGCAAAGGGGUUGAUGGAUUUAGUUUCAGCGCUGUGAAGUAUCUUCUAGAAGCAAAGCAUCUCCGAGAUGAGCCUCUAGUGAACAAGUCCCAGAAUCCAGAGAAUAUCACUGCCUAUUCCCAACUCUACCAUGACUACACAACCACACAAGUUGGCAUGCACGAUAUCAUCCGUAGCUUCCGUCAGACUAUGAAUCAGUUCAGCAGUGAACCUGGUCGAUACAGAUUUAUGGGUUCUGAUGGUGAUGACAAGGAAGACAUGGAAGCAACAAUGAUGUAUUAUGGCACAACUUUUGUCCAAGAAGCAGAUUUUCCUUUCAAUUUCAACCUAAUUAACAUGAAAAAUCUAUCAGGCAACAGUAUUUUUGAAGCUGUCAAUCUGUGGAUGAGAAACAUGCCUUCAGGAAAAUGGCCAAACUGGGCGGUUGGAAGCCCUAACGCUGCUCGGCUUUCAUCUCGGAUUGGGAAAGAGUAUGUCAAUGUUAUGAACAUGCUGAUUUUAACCCUCCCUGGUACUCCAGUAACUUACUACGGUGAAGAAAUCGGCAUGGAGAACAUCGCAUCAGAAAGUGUAAGUGAAGAGCAUAAAAACUCUGAUCCUGUGACCUUUCCAGAGAAAUCCCCCAUGCAGUGGGAUGGCAAAGUUAAUGCUGGUUUUACUGAGGGCAACAGUAGCUGGUUACCUGUUAACCCCGACUACCAAAGUGUCAAUGUUGAAAUGCAGAUGACCUGGUCCAACUCAACCCUGAAUUUGUACAGAGAGCUAACUUCACUUCGCGACAAUGAGCUCCCCAUUCAUCGGGGCUGGAUGUGCUACAUCUGGAAUGACAGCAAUGUUUUUGUGUAUGUGAGGGAAAUGGAUGGGUUAGACAGAGUCUUUCUGAUGGUUCUCAAUUUUGGGCAGGAAUCAACAAUUGACCUGAAAGCUGUCGUUCCUAAUCUUCCUCCUAAAGCUACUAUAAGACUAAGUACUAAUUUUAGCGAUGCUGGUAAAGCUAUCAAUACUGAACAAAUUAAAACUGAAAUGGGAGAAGGCCUCAUCCUUGAAUAUAAAACAGCAAAGCCUGUUCAUACUAUGAAAGCUUUUCAACCAAAUUGUUUUGUGUCAGAAAAAGCUUGUUAUUCCAGUGCCUUCAAUUUACUCUAUGCAACCUGUUAA
Molecule: messenger RNA, 2067 nt
Organism: Melopsittacus undulatus (budgerigar)
Lineage: Eukaryota; Metazoa; Chordata; Aves; Psittaciformes; Psittaculidae
Gene: SLC3A1
Product: solute carrier family 3 member 1
Exons: 10
Coding region: 1-2067 (688 amino acids)
Biological process (GO): amino acid transport; carbohydrate metabolic process
Source: RefSeq, a predicted model, not a curated record